This is a messenger RNA of Pantherophis guttatus, 3550 nucleotides long. RefSeq names its product solute carrier family 46 member 2 (gene SLC46A2). The record is from RefSeq and is a predicted model, not a curated record. Lineage: Eukaryota; Metazoa; Chordata; Lepidosauria; Squamata; Colubridae. Gene Ontology annotation, molecular function: transmembrane transporter activity. Gene Ontology annotation, cellular component: membrane. Gene Ontology annotation, biological process: transmembrane transport.
UGCCUGUUCCCAGUGCCUGCUAAGACAAUCGGAGCUUGAUAGAAAGAGGGAGGGAAGAAGAAACAAAGAAACCUGUUUGAAGAGGCAGAGAGAGGAAAUCCCUUCUUUGCUUUUGCCUUCAAUGUUGUAAGCAAGCUUUUAUUUUCAGGUUAGAAGGACUGGGUUGGCUCCCCGCCUCCUUCUCUCCUUUUCCUCAGAGAAAUUAAGCCACUGUCUCCCAGUGGCCACAACUGCUGACACAAUGACGACCUGGAUUGAACCUCUUGUUGCUGGUGCUCAGCUUGCCAGCGCUUUCUACGACACAGGACUGUUGCUGGUGGUGAAGAACUACUACAACCAGACCAAUUCUUCUUCAGCGCAUUCCAGCGAGGAGGCUCAGCAAAAAGCGAUCUCUGACUUUUACAUCAUCUACCAUCUUGUUGAUGGGUUAACCCCACUGUUAUCAGCUUAUGGCCUGGCUCGGCUGGGGGACCGGAUAAAUCGGAAGAUCAGCAUUUGCGUGCCUUUGUCUGGCUACUUACUCUCCCGCUGCCUUCUGCUCCUUUUGAUCUUGUUGGCUUGGCCAAUUGAGGUGAUGUACGGGGCUGCUGUGUUGCACGGCUUGACUGGAGGAUUCACCACGUAUUGGGCCAGCAUAAUGGCCCUGGCCUCCCAGGGUUCAUCUAAGAGCAGAAGAUCCCUGCGUCUCAUCCGCAUUGAGCUCAUCUAUGGCAUUGCUGGUUUUGUGGGAAGCAUUGCUUCGGGACACCUCUUUGUUACCUUCCAUCUCCGUUAUCAGCAUGGCAUAGUGCUAAUUUCCUGUAGUGUUGCCUUAUAUGCCUUGUGUGUCAUCUACGGUCUAUUUGUCCUCCAAGUCCCCAAACCUGGAGUUUGUGACCCAGCCGCUUCCACCCAUGUGGUCCAGCCUGACAACAAUUUGGUUGAUGAUGAGAAUUUACUGUUCCAUAGAUCCGAGAGUUCCUCCCAUCUGGGACCUGCCAAAUCCAUUAUCGCCCUGCUCUUUGUGGGGGCCAUCCUAUAUGACUUGGCUGUAGUUGGAUCAAUUAAUGUGCUGUCACUCUUCUUUCUGAAGAAGCCGCUGAGCUGGGGACCAGAAUAUGUUGGCUAUGCCAAUGCUGCUGGCCAUUUGAUCUUCAUUACUAGCUUCCUAGGAGUCUUUGUGUUUUCCAAGUUUCUAAGAGACACCACCAUGAUCAUGAUCGGGAUUGUGUCCUUCUCAGCUGGCAUCCUUAUUAUGGCCUUUGUGCGAUGGACAUUCCUCUUUUACAUUGCUCGUGCUGUGAUGCUCUUUGCCCUCAUUCCCUUGCCAACCAUCAGAUCUUUGUUAUCCAAACACGUUGAAGCCUCAACCUACGGAAAAGUGUUUGUCCUUCUGCAGCUGUCACUGGUGAUCACUGGAGUUGUGACAUCAACAGCCUAUAAUAAAAUUUACCAACACACCCUGGACUGGUUCAGUGGAUUCUGCUUCCUUCUGUCAUGUGCCAUUGGUUGUCUAAGUCUUAUUCCUAUCAGUUUUGUAGCCUACAAGCAAUGGACACAAUCUGAUUUAGCAGAGAGAUUAGCCAACCGAAAACAACCAUCGACUUCAGAAGCAGAUAUACGGAACAAGUUGGAGCAACCAGACAGACUGACUACAUGAAAGACAGCCUUGUUACUAAUUAUGCCAUUAGGGACAUUUAGUUUAGGAACCAGUUUCCUGUACUCUUUCAUGUACAAAUAGGCUGUUGAAACAGCAUAAGGAAAGCAACUGAAAACCAUGUAUGGAAUAGGAGGCAUGUGGUUUCUGAGUGAUGCUGCUUUGGAACCACAUUUCAUAGCAAUCUCCCUAUUCUACAAUCAGGAUAUGUUUGUUCACCUACCCCCUUUCUAUCUACAAUCCUUCCAGCAAAUAGUCUCCUUAUUCAGGUUUUAAAGCAAAAUAUCCUUCCCUGGGAAUCCUCAGAAACACCCAUUCCCCAUAUUUAGUCUGAUUUUCCCCGUAGUUGGACUAGAUGGCCUACCAACUCACAGGAUCCUUGUUCCUUAAAUCUCAGUGCAAUAUCCAAUUUUGGGGUGAUGGGUUAGAAGGCUAUAAUCAAUGACAUUUGCACUCCAGUGUUUCAGUGCUCCCGGUGGUUACCUCAAAGGCUCAUGUCUUCAAGACAAGACAGUGAAGCUAGAAAGACAAUGAGCAGAUUUCCUAGCUAAGAAAUGAAAUAAAGCAUGAGAUAGACAAUGUAAUACUUAGGGCAGAACCCUCAACACCUGUUUAAUCACACACCAAGAUCCAUACACCGCUGGAUGUUAUUUUGUUAUUUUUAACAUAAUAAUAAAUGAAUGGGAAGUUUGCAUAUUGCAUAACAAAGUGACAAUCUUUAGAAGCACCUUUAGCUAUAAGGCAGCCUCUGGACCUCUUCUAAGUAUUUGCUGAAAAGAAAAAUGGUGAGCAACUGCAAUCCAGCCAUUUGUUUGGACAUGUGCACUCCUACUCAGACAAGAAAAGUUGGAUGAAACAUAGCACGCUGAGGGGGGGUCUAGGAUAACUCGCUGCGGCUAGCUCACCCACAGCCAUCUCGCCACUGCCAAAUCACCAUUGCCAACUAACCACUGCUAAGUUGCUGCUAACUCCACACAGCCAACUCACCAUGGGGACAACUCACUGUGGGCAGCUGGAGAGCCAGGUGGGAGAGGGAGUGCGUAAAUGGGCAGAGCACAGAGCACAUCAAUAUGUUUGGCAGCGAGGCAGUGAUGAGCAGGGACUUUCCAUUUUCACACCCUGCCAUUCCCGCUGCUGCCCCUGCCCACACCUGGAAGUGAAGCUGCUGUUGUUGCCGCUACACCGGACAUCGAGCCCUACACGGUGGCAUUGGUGGCAGCUCCACACCCAGCAUGGGGGCAGCAGCAUCAGCCUGUGAGGUGGGUUGAGCCGAGAGAGAGUGACUGGCCCCAAAUCACCCAGCCAGUUUCUAUGCCUAAAGUGAGAUUAGAACUCCCAGUCUCCUGGCUACUUACUGGGAGCAAGCCUAAAGUCAAAUUCCUGGGAUUUCAGCAUGUCAGACCAUCUCAAUCUAUAUCUAUUUGCUCAGGAGUGAACUUUGCUGAAUACCAUUUGUCUUAUUUCUGAUUAAACCUCCACAGAAGAGCUUGUGGAUUGAUUAAACAGAGAUGUUGAUUUUUAAAGGUAUCAUUUGCCUCUUGCAGGUCUGUGCUAAAAAAUAGUUUUGAGAAAUUUGGGGGUGUUGUUUCACAGAGAAAUCCUUGGGGGGAAGGGCAAGUGAAAAGACUGAUUGCCCACUACUGAUCCCCAUUUACUACUGUGGAAACACACCUUUUCUUCCUUCCAGAUAACAACAGUUCCUUGGCAUUUUUUCCUAUUUUCUUUCUGCUGGAUCCAAUACAAAAGAAAAUCAUCUCUUGGCCCAUAGAAUCGUCAAUAGUUGGACAUGACUGAAUGGAUAUCAUCAUCACAAAAAUAAUAUUUAGAAUUAGACUUUGUUACAUUUAUAUUUUUAAAAAUGUCUAAGACAUCAUUUUGUUGGAGAUGUAAUAAAGAUAAUGUUUCUUUAAAACA